Messenger RNA from Asterias rubens (European starfish), 5280 nucleotides. RefSeq names its product scoloptoxin SSD14-like. Lineage: Eukaryota; Metazoa; Echinodermata; Asteroidea; Forcipulatida; Asteriidae. The transcript is spliced from 14 exons. Gene Ontology annotation, molecular function: glutathione gamma-glutamate hydrolase. The record is from RefSeq and is a predicted model, not a curated record. Gene Ontology annotation, biological process: glutathione catabolic process. Gene Ontology annotation, cellular component: plasma membrane. Bases 265 to 2115 code for a protein of 616 amino acids.
ACCCAGUGGUUUUAUACUGGCUGCAGCAGCAUUGGCUUGCUCUAUGGUUUUGUUGCAUAUUGAAGCCAAAAUAUCUACGUUGAUGCUCGUUUUGCUAAAAAAAACUCAUUGAAUUAUAGAUUUUCCGAUGGACUGAGUGAAAGAAAGGCAUCUUUUGGUUUGUGUUCGUUUGUCUCUUGCUCCACACAAGGGCUGGAGAGUUGUUUCAAAAGGUUAAAUUUUUAGUAUUGAAUUUUGCUGUGGGGUUGUUGUUAGAAUAGAGUCAUGGCGGCCACGGGAUAUUCAACACUGAUGGAGGAGGAGGGAAGUAAAGAGCAGGAGUUCAACACCAAAGAUAAAGCAUCAUUGAUCGACACUCAGAAGUCUGUAAGGAAAGAGAAAGUUCCUCUGAACACCCAGCAGUCCAUCCAUGCUGAGACCAUCUUUGGCUUCGAUGGGUUAAAGGUCAUCAUCUUAUCAGCUGUAGUGGUGUCCCUGGCUAUCACAGCUGCUAUGGUAAUCACCAUCCUCAUUGGAGAACCACAGGUGCCACCCCAUGGUGCAGUAGCUACUGGUAAUAGUGUCUGUUCAGCUGCUGGUGUAUCUAUUCUACAACGAGGUGGAUCUGCAGUGGAUGCUGCCAUCGCUGCUAUGCUAUGUAUAGGAGUAGUCAACCCACAAAGCUCUGGACUUGGAGGUGGUGGUUUUAUGCUGGUCUUGGAUGCCCAAUCAGCAGCAUAUACUGGUAUUGACUUCCGUGGUACAGCCCCUGAAGGGUCCCAACCCACAAUGUUUGUCGAUAAACCUGGAGCUUCCCUUGUGGGAGGUUUGGCAGUGACUGUACCAGGAGAACUCCAUGGCAUGAAAAGAGCUUGGGAGAAAUUUGGAAAAAUAAGAUGGAAGGAGCUCUUUGAACCAGCAAUUGAUGCAGCUAGACAUGGAUUUAAAGUGACUGGCUCUCUUGAACAAAGUAUCAUGAAAACUGACAUGUCGUCACCUGCCGCAAGAAAUCUACGGAAAGCCUUCAUGCCACUUGGGAAUCCCUUAACUGCGGGAGAUACAAUGUACAGAAGAAGGUACGCUGACUUACUGGAGCGUAUUGCUAGCAAUGGGGUGAAAGAGCUGUACACCGGGAAAACAGCUCGAGAAAUCGUAGAUAUGAUUAAUGAAUUUGAAGGGAAUAUGACGAUGGCAGAUCUAAGAGGUUACAAGACAAGAGACAUGGCUCCUAUAACUACAACCUACAGGGAUUACAAUCUUGUGACCUUACCCCAGCCUAGCGGAGGUCCGAUGCUUCUUACAUUGAUGAAUAUUCUAGAGUUAUACAACGUGACUCAGGCUGAUCAAAAUACUGCUUUAUAUUAUCAUCGUUUUAUUGAGGCGCUAAAAUUUGUCAAAGCUCAGGAAGUUGGUCUUGGGGACUCCUCUUCUGUCAACUACACUCAGAAUAUGAUAAGUAAAAGCAAUGCUGAACUGCUCUAUGCACACAUUACAGAUAAUAUGACUCAUUCACCAUACUAUUACUUCUCCUAUGCUGAAAGCAUACUAAAGACACAGGGUACCAGUCAUAUAUCAGUCAUUGAUAAAGAUAACAACAUGGUGUCUGUGACAAGUACUAUAAAUACAGCAUUUGGAUCUCUGCUGAUGACUCCUAGUGAAGUCAUUCUAAACAAUCAAAUGGAUGAUUUUAAUUGGCUUGGGAAGGAGUUAACCUCAAACAAAAGCAAGGCAAACUUCAUCGCUUCAGGAAAGCGCCCUCAAUCUCACAUGGCGCCAGUCAUGGGUCGGAACGCAAGCACAGCCUGUGCAAGACGCUUUGCUACGGGAGGUGAGGGCGGUGGUCACAUCACGUCUGGUAUUGCGCAAAUCGUUAUGGAACUCCUUGCGUUUAAGUCUACGCUAUACAACGCUACAAUGAAAUCCAAGAGGGUUUACACACCUCUCAUUCCUAACGAAGUAGAAGUUGAAGAUGAGUUUCCAAGAAGUAUACGUCAGAAUUUACAAGCUCUUGGACAUGAAAUAGUAGACAUGGAUAGCGAAGAUGCUGCGAGGGUAAAUACCAUCAUGAAAGAAAAUGACAUCAUGUACGCUCAGUCUGACCUACGGAGAAGUGGAGCUCAAUCAGUGCAAUAUUAACAAGGUACAUGUACUUGAACAUAGCCCCCUCUCUCUCUCUCUCUCCAUCCUCCGCCCCCCUCUCCAUCCCCUGUCCCUGCUGGUUACCCCACUGCCUAUAGAUUUUAUGUAUGAAACACUUAAUCUUUACUUUAGCUGUUUGUAUGCUUCUGCAAAAACUUAAGGGGUUUCUAAAAGAUAUCAUGCGAUAAUAAAACAAGUGACGUGUGGUACAGUUACAAAUCAAUUUAUGCCUGGGUGGAGCUGAAUACGCAUCCAGCCUAUGUUAAUUUCGGGAGCAGAGUCUCAAGCCGACAGAUUUCCCUAUGAAAACUGUUGUAAUAGACCGAUCCAUUAGGCUCCGCCCACGGCGCACAUGUUAGCAAGAACACAUGAGCCUCUCCAAUGCCAUUCUGCACAACUCUGCCGCAGGCACCAAGCACACACGCAUGCAUGUCGGACUUUAUUUUUUCGAACCUUCGGUCGCGCAAUGGGUUGUGAUUGGUCAAUACGCAAUGGGGGCAGAGCUUAAUGGAUCUGUCUAUUAAGUGUCUGCCAGAUGCCAUUCCAGAAAAUUUGUUGAAUAUACAGGUCAUCCCCCAUGAACUGGUUUAGACAAUAUAAAAGCCUUACUUCAUCUAGGUAGAGGCACUGGUGAAAAGAUCUCUUUCAUUUUCUUACAAAAUUACUUCUUAAACUUUCUAAAGUACUUUUCAAUUAGAAAAGUAUAUGUGGUUUUUAUGGGUAUUUUGAUUAUUAUAAAACAUGUGCAAAUAACUUUAGUCUAAAAGAUUUAUAUUUAUUACAUGAAUAUCUUGUACUAUGUUGUAAAAUGAGUUAUUGUGAAUAUUAUUUCUAAAUUAUACUUUUAUGUGAAACUGUUGGAAAUAUUAUUAGAUUAUCUUGAUUCCUUUUAUAAGUUAAAUGGUAUGGGGUUGGUAAAGAAAGAGUAUGAUCAUUCUAAUCCCCAGUCUGCUAGUUUUCAAAACAAUAUACCAUAAAGGAAUUGGUACAUCGUUAUCAAAAGAGUACAUUCAUUCCAAUCCUCUAGUGUUCAAGAGACAUCAUGAAGGGAUGGAACAACAUUGGUUAUUGGAAUUAUAAAUUUAUUGCCAAUAAUCAAGUUGUCAAGAAAAACCAUCUGUUCAACCACCAUUUCAUCAAGUCAAGUUAUCUUUUUGUGUCAAAAUAAAACAAAAUACUUUUGUGCAAGUUUAUACACAAAGUUAUUUUGAUUGUAACAACCAAAAUAAGCGAUGAUGAACUGAGGGUUCUUCAAUUUCAAAUGCAGUAUUCUUGAAUGACUUUUUUUAUUUUCAAAUAUUUUUCUGGAAGAAAGGUAUAAACUGAAUUAUCAGCGAGCUUUUAAAUUAAAACUGUCUUCUUUUUAAAUAAUUUCUUGCCCUGUACUUUGCAUUAAGCAAUAAUAUCACCAAAAGGGAAGUUGUUGCGAUGACAAGCAUUGAUUUAUACCUGGAUAUAUAGAUUUAAAUGAAGAGUAACUGGUUAUAAAUUUAUCUUUCUUUCAUAUGAUUGAGGUCAACCUAGACAGACUGGAGCACAGCCUUAAAACCGACAAGUUGAUAUGAUUGAAUAAAGAAUUUAAACAUCCUGACAAAUGUUCCUAUGAGUAUUUUUGUUUCUUUGAGGGUUGUCAGGUUGGCACAGUGGUUUUUGUCGGUGCCUUUUACCUCUGUGUACCCAGGUUCAAUUAAUGAACUAAAGCCUUACAUGUGGAAUGUGGAUUACGUUUUCAGUCUCUACCUGACUGCGUGGAGUUUUCCCUCGUUGGGGUUUUCCUCCCACCUCGAAGAAAAAAUAGGGUACCUCGAAAAAGUAUAAACAAAGUUCAUUUUUUGACUGUGAGCACAUGUCAAAUAUUUAUCUGAACUGACUCUUAAAUGUUUUCUCUUUGUAACCCCUUACCAAGAGUGGCUUUUGGCCUCGUUUAGCCAUGGUUUAGCAGAGCUCAGCUGACCGAGUGCAGAAUUUUGGAGCAAGCAAGCAUCUGCAUUGGCAGAUACCAGCGCUAUAUAAGACUUUGUUUGUUAUUUUAUUAUUAUCCCUGAAAGGUUCCAACUAAUAAAGGUAUAAUUUGCCUUGAUUGAAGAGGGAGCCAAUAAAUCUCUACAAAGAAUCACAUUUACAAUGAUUUUUUGAACAUCGUUUUUUUAAUAAUAACACUUUUCAGAUACAAAUAUUCACAUACAUAUCAUUGAAAACAUAUACAAUUCUGUUAAAAACUUUCAUAAAAAGUGAUAAAAAUAUACAAUUUGGGAAAAUGUAUAAAGCGGAUUGAUAUGGUAAAUAUUUAUGCUUGAGUUGAUUAUGAACAAUUGUGUGGUUAUCUUGGAAACAGACUUGUCAAAGUAUUUCAUUAUUCUUUCCCCGUCUCUCCCACAGUUGGUAGACUUUUUGAUUUCAAAUAAUUAAUGUAUUAGUUAAUUAAUUAAUUAAUAAAUGAACAGUUGGGUCUCCACUUUCCUUCCUAGAUUUACUUAACCGUUUACUUAAACAGCGGUUGAAAUACUAAGUUACCAAUCGGCCGCAAGAUUUGACCUACUUCCACUGAACCAAAAAGGUCAAAGUAAGGUCAUGUCCUAAUUUGACAUAUUUAUUCCAUUACUUCAUUGUUAACAUACUGUACUGUAUUAUUCAGGCCUUAAACUUUGCUCUUGAAGGCGCACAAUUUUCCUCUAGAAAUCUUAAAUUUGUAUUGGAACUUUACCAAGGGCACCACAGCAAAAGCACGGGGCACCAUGGCAAAUGCUGUGGAUGCCAUGUGCUAUUUCAAGGCCCGAGUAUGUACACGAAACCUAAACCAAAAUGUCUGUUUUGUGGGGGUUUUCCAGUUUUUGGUUCUGAAACAAGUGAUUCAAAAAACAAGAUGGACUUGGGUGGGCAUAUGGUGACGAGUGUACAGAAAUGAAUGAUCUGAAAAUAUAACGGUACAACAAAAAUACACCCACAUAACAAUAUUCUGUGACAUGUGGCAAGAAUUUAUUUGUGCUUCGAAAACAUAUCUUAAAUUUAAAAUUUAAAGGCACUGGACACUAUUGGUAAUUGAGCAUAAAAACGUACUUGGUUAUGUGCAAUUGAACGCUGUUGAUCGCUGAAGAAAAAGGUAAUUUCUCACUUUUAUUGGGCAUCUGAAAGGACACAUUUCUAUGCAGCAAUGAUGUUUUU